UGAUGGCGAAUAACGUGUUAAUGUUGGGCAAGCCUUCGCUUGCAUCAUUUCAGUCUUAUCCCACAAGUCUGCUUAUCUAGAAAAUAAAUAAAUCGUUCGCCCAAGAUCGAAAUCAUCCAGGUUCUCCCUUCAUACCAUUCAUAUUGAUAUUUCUUCUAGUGAUUGUGCUGUUCUGUGUCUGUGUCUCUGUGUAAUCUCCUUUUAAUCUGUGCAUUAUCUACACCCGAUCUCCUUUCAUCACCAGAAUGGAAGAAACUGUCGAUGCCAUGAAAGAGAAUCGAUAUCUACCUGCAGAGGAAGAGACGCUCCCCAUACCUGCUUCUGUCGGCAUUUCGUCACUGCAUGUUCAAACUGAAGGUGAAGGUGUGAAUGUAAGCGCAGUUGUGGAACCGCUUUCCCCUAAUCUGUUUAGGGUGAUGCGUAUCGUCCCUGACAUGCAAGAUUACAGCUUUGUUGAAAAGGUGCAGCUCCCACAAGAUGAAGUUCUAAGCCUCUGUAAUAAGCUUGUGCCCUCUUCUGCCUCGGUUUAUGUAGGUGAGCCCCCGCAGGUUCGUAUCAAUUUCAAUUUACUAGAUCUAAAAUGCUUACCAACUGCUGGGUUCUAUGGAGACAAAAGCAUGAUCAUAAGCGCUUUCCGCAAGGAAAGUCUAGUGGAUGAUUACGUUCUUGCUAAGAUGGAAAGAGGACUAUUUGAAUCGGGAUUGUACGUCAGUCUUCCUGAUAAAGCAAGAAGCGUAGUACUCUUUUACUGGCAUGAAGGUGAGCAUUUUAAGCAGGCUUCCAGAAAAGACGUGUCUUGCAAUUUCAUCAGAUACCUGGUUGAACUUUGUGAUACUGUAUAUGUUUGUGUGCAAGGGAGCUAUUCUUUUGAAGCUCUGGCUACCGCUGCAGCAAAGCCUAGCUCAAAAGAUGAGCGCACGAUAAAUAUUCAAGUCACCAAAGUGAAGAGCUCUGCGAAUGAUGUGGAGCUCUCGCCUGGUUAUAUUGUAAGAAUUGAUGUAGGAGCAAAGAAUAAGAAAUCUUCGUUAGAACCAACUGCAAACGCUGCAGUUCUCAAUAAUAAUGAUGAAACCGUCGUUUUCUGCGAAGGGUAUCAUCGAUGCUGUUUCCUGAUAGCAGAGAAAAGAGCUCCAAGGACGACUACAAAAGUAGAAGAGGUUUCUGUGAAAGCUUCUGGGUUAGGUAAUAUGCUUCAAAUCUGGUCGUCGGCGUCUAAUGUUGAUUACUCCAGGCUCAGUAACGAGCAAUUCGUAGAUGUCCUGAAAAAUUGCCAGCCCCAAAAUUUUGAGAGCUACUCGAAGUUUAAGGAAUCAUUUUUAAACAGAGCGUCAUCCAUAAACACUGCACAAAUUGAUGAGUUUGAGAGAUUUUUUCUCCAAGUCCUUUCAGAAUUUUGCAGUCAUGUUCUACUUUUUGUGGACGACCAAGCUGGCACAACAAAGGAUAAAGAUAGAUAUGCAGAUAUAGAGAAAACGAAAGAAUUGAAUUCUCUCUCCGGGAAAUUUGAAGAACUCUAUCGAGAAGUUUCAAUUAUUUUGACCGGCGAGAACAGCGUUUCAGAUGGAGAUCAGAGGGUGUUGUUGGUCGGAUCGGACAUAAAAUUUAUAGGUAAAGACUGGGAACAUAUAAUUACCAUUGAAAGCUCGGGUCAAGCAAAGCAGACAAUGCCUUUCAUCUGUUAUGGGCAGGAAGUUAAUGCCAAGUGCUCCAGACAGUGCUCCUGCUCCAGAAAGAUCAAUGGAAAGGUGAUGUUCUUGCAGCCUAUCGAUGGGAUUAAAGGCUUCCCUCUCUCAGGUGAGAAAGUUAAAUUUGUUCUCUUUACUCCACCUAAAUCGGGUAAUAUUGGAAAGAUGGAAGUCGAAGGUACUGUUCAUCUUGUCGAUAAGACUUCCUCUGCAUCUGCAAUUCGUAGUUGGGUAGAAAACAUGGUUCCUAUUGAAUUGAGGUCCCUGGACAGAAAUAUACUUUUCGCUAGCUUCAUGCUUGGCUCUCACCAACCUGUUGCUCUAGCCUUUAUUCAAAACCAUUUGGCAACCCAAAAGACGGAAAAUCUGCCAUCGGAGAUCCAAGACCUAUUUGAACAGUUCUGUAAUGUCUCCCCUGCUCAGUCCACAGUUGAUCUAGAGGCCCUCUUGUCUCACGACACUGUGAAAACCGUGUGUGAUCAAGUCUACAAGGACCAGGAACGCAAGUUUAGGGAAAACAUAAAGGAGUUGUCGGGUCUUGUGUUCAAGAAGAAGGCAGAGGCUAGUUUAGGCAAGGCAGAGCAGAAGCGAUUCAGAAAAGCCGAGGAGGAGUUUCUACAGGAAAAGAAGAAGAUGAUGUCCACGGUAAAGAACGACAAUCUAGUUACCAGGUACAUUGAAGAAGUUACUACUAAACGUCAGUGGCCUCCAUUUUCGUGGUUAUGGAGCUCGACUCCCCAGCAACCGGAUCUGAAGGUGAAAGUUUCAAUUGUGGAGGAGCAUCCCUUUGCUCUUGUCUAUAAAGUAUGUGAACUGACUCCAAUGAGGAAGGACAUAUCUGAUCUUAGUAGCAACCGUGAACGUCCAAUUGUCCCAACAUGUGGAGCGUCAAUAGACUUAGCAGCCAUUGAUCCUCAGAAUGAAAAAUUAUUUAAAGUUGUCGCCCUCAAGUCGGGAGAGCUGAUUGUUUUCAUUCACAGUUUUGACGAUUCCGCAAUGAACCUAUAUCGUUGUCCCAAGAUUGGUUUUAACAUAAAUAAGAUGAGUCGUCCUAUUUAUACAUUUAGGAGAGGAUUCGAUUUAUUGGCUGUAGAUGAAGGUACCAGAUCUAUGGCUCUGUAUGAAAAAGAUAUGUCAAAGAUUGUAAUAUAUAGGUUUGAUGAGUCAUUUGGGAAUGUCCAUGGGACUGGAGUUGAGGUCAAUCUGGAAUCAUAUGAAGGGAGCAAGACCAUUGUGUGGAUACAUUCAAUUCCGGGGAAAAUGGAGCUGCUCUUGGUCGAUGACUCCAACAGAGUAAGGGUUGUUGAAAUACACGAGAAGCCGACAAUGAGGGCAAAGUAUAUUUCUCUGCCUUCGCAACAUAAUUCUUUCAAAGCAACUGUGUCUGUUGACGGCUAUUUCCUCCUCGUCUUCAGGAAGCUUCAAAAACCCGGUAAAGAUAUUGAUACCACCGGUGCAAGCUCUGAAAUGAUACUUGAAAUUUAUGUUCUGGGCGAUACCAUGAGCCACUUGAAGACAAUCCCUCUGAGUCUGAGUGCACAAGAAUACAGUAUAUGUGAUUUGGAAAAACUUGGGGCCAAAAUUACCAGCUUCGGAUCACAAAGACAACUUUUGUUAUAUAGUCCUGUAGAUGCUCCUGGUAUUAUUUUUUCCAAUGUCCUGAAAACUGUUUUAGCUGCGGAAGUUGUGCAGUUGCAACAAGUAGAUCAGAGUAAAGCUCCUGAAGAUCAGACAGAAAUUGCUUUGUCAUGCCCCUAUUUGGUUUACAUAUAUCACAUUUUUGACAAGUUUGCAACAACACCCACGUUGUUUCCAGAGGCUAAGAAGCGCAUCGCAUUCAAAGUGGUACUGGAACAGAGCAUAUCAGAUGGUGGCAAUGUGGCAUGCGUCAGAUACUUAAAAGCACUUAUUGGAAAGCUUAAGGCUGGGAAAGACAAAGAUUUUUCAAGAAUGGAGAUUCAAUUUGAAGUGAAUGAUGCAGAGAAUUACCAAAUUUCAGCCUCACCAGAGCAGCAGAGACAGGUCAAAAUGGGAAUGUGGGUUCGCAAGCUUCUUUGCCUUGUUCCCAUUCAAAUAGCUCGUGCAGAAAACAAUGCAAUGGCAGCUCUUAGGGAUGGACUUCAACUGCCUCCUAGUGUUAGAUACAUGGACAGCGUAUCACUUGCUAACUCUAUACGCUUUGGAUUCUAUGAUGCUGUUCUUAGCAGUUGGAAGGGCAAAAUUAAGGUUAUAUCUUCCAUGGGAAAACAAAGUAGCGGAAAGUCAUAUUUGUUGAAUCAUCUGUCAGGGUCUCUUCUUGAUGUUGCAGGUGGGAGGUGUACAGAUGGUGUGUGGAUGACCAUGGUAACAGGCGAAGAUGAAGAUGACAGCGGGGAAAGCAGGUGCUUGUAUGUGCUUUUAGACUUCGAGGGGCUGGGCAGUUUUGAGAGAAGUGAACAAGAGGAUAUGCUUCUCUCUGUUCUUAAUGCUGCUGUCAGCAACAUCACAAUAUUCAACAAAAAGGAUUUUCACUUAGAUAAGGACACAGAAUCUACUUUUAGCCGGUUCCAAAGUGGGAUCAAUCUACUCAAGCCAGAUAAAAAGUUAUUCAAGGGUCUAUUUUACAUUGCCAUCAAGGAUGUAGACACAUCAGAUGUGGAAGAUCUUAUCCAAGAAUUUUAUGAGAAGAUUUCUCAAAUAUGCAGAAAAUCACAGGAGAAUUUCAUUUUAAAAAUGUAUGGUGGAAAGGUCGAGAUUGCUGCUAUGGCUCCUUACAAUAGAUCUGAGUAUUAUAAAGAGAGCUUGAGGGAGCUAGCAGAAACGGUGGAAGAAAGAGUUGAUUUUUGCUAUGAUUAUGGAUUCACUUUCUUGAGGGAUUUGAAGCUUAUUAUAGCUCAAAUUGUAACCAAAGACUCGGCUUCUACUGAUAGUAAGCGAGUUGCUGCAACAGUUGAUAUCUUGAGGAGAAAUCUUAUACCUGCGGUCCACAUGGGGUGUCUUUCUGUGAAAAGUGAGAAUGAAAAACUUCAGAAGUUGGAAAAUUUUGACACGCAGGAAGAAGUUCCGGAUUUUCCUGUUGUUGUCCGGGAUAAAACAUUGAACAUAGAAGAUUCGGGGCUCUGUCUUUCACCGUCUACAGAAUUACCAACUCCUGAUACUAUCAGACAAGUUUUAUCUCAAAUCAAGUCAGAAGUGGAGAUGGUUUUCUCCAGGUGUGGAACAAACGAGGACGAGUGGCAUUCUUUAUUCCAGAACUUUCUAGAGGCGCUGGCAGACAGAAGACAUGACAGAGUUCAGCAAUGGAUAAGUUCAAAUACAAUAGAUGUCUCUGAUAAUGAUGAGAUGCAAAAGUUGAAGCUAGAGGCCAACGUGGCUCUUAGCAAAAUAAGGCAAGGCCUAUCACUUUGUACAUGCAAAUGUUCUGUUUGCUUUUGGAAGUGUGUGAUGGAGAAGGGUCAUGACAACCAGCAUGAUUGCAUGGGGAGUCAUUCAUGUACAGAAAAUUGCAGUUAUUGUGCUCGAGAAGAAAACAGCUUGAACCUAUGCGGGGAUUUGGCAGGGCAUGAAGGAGAUCAUGAUUGCAAAAAGAAAAACCAUAAUACUUGCGGUGACAGGUGUUACUUUUAUAAGAUGUCUUCAAAUUGUAACGAGCUGUGUUUACAGAAGCCAGGGCACUCCGGUAAGCACAAGUGCAAUACCCCUGGACACAUUUGCAACAGAAGAUGUUGUCUUCCAAGGUGCAGUAAUCCCUGUGCUUUGCUGGUUGAAUCCAACCAUAUAAUACAUCGUUGCCAUGAAAGACACUGUGAGAGCACAUCCACAACAACUGGGUGGAACAUGACAUGUGGGUGCAACAUGACAUGUGGAAUUAAAAAUCAUUUCCAUGAUUUUGUAUUUAAAUGCAAAUCAUUUCGGUCGGAAUGAGCAUGCCUGCACCCAUGAGGUCGGCAAUCAAACCGCCCCGCGAUCCUUUUGAUCACCAAAUUGUGUCAGAGAAAAAUGGCCUACGCAUUGCCUGUUGCAUUCACAUUCCUCCUUACAAAGAGAUCAUCGAGAUCGACAUGUUCACAAACAGAAGAGAAGAUUAUGUGUAUUUUUGUGACACCGGAUGCCAAUCUUGCGGUGACUUCUGCCAGGUCCGAAUAGAUCACUCAGGCUUGGGGAAUACAAUGCAUGAGUAUAUGGGAAACGAAAAAUGUGUUGUGUUUGGUAUUUUUUCUAAUUUUAAUCUAUGUUUAAAAGUAUUUUUGUUUAUCUUUUAUUCGAUUUCAUUUAAUGCAGCAAAUAAUUUUUGAUGU
Messenger RNA from Cryptomeria japonica (Japanese cedar), 5962 nucleotides. RefSeq lists its product as uncharacterized. The coding region runs from base 246 to 5588 and encodes 1780 amino acids. The record is from RefSeq and is a predicted model, not a curated record. The transcript has 2 exons. Lineage: Eukaryota; Viridiplantae; Streptophyta; Pinopsida; Cupressales; Cupressaceae. Gene Ontology annotation, molecular function: GTPase activity; GTP binding.